Molecule: messenger RNA, 1719 nt
Organism: Cladophialophora yegresii CBS 114405
Lineage: Eukaryota; Fungi; Ascomycota; Eurotiomycetes; Chaetothyriales; Herpotrichiellaceae
Exons: 3
Coding region: 1-1719 (572 amino acids)
Biological process (GO): transmembrane transport
Molecular function (GO): transmembrane transporter activity
Source: RefSeq, a predicted model, not a curated record
AUGGUCUCUACAGCUUCUCCCUCCUUCAACUCUGCCAAAGAUGUGCCGGCAGCUCUGCCAGCCCAGCCGGUCGACAGCCAGCCAGCUCAUGAUAAGAAAUCAGAACCCGCCAACGAGUAUGAAGAUGCCGAGAAGAAUUUCCAGCCCAAGUCUCUCAAGUUCUGGACGGUCAUUAUCGGCAUAUUUCUAUCCGUCUUUCUGAUUGCACUGGAUCGUACCAUUCUUGCUCCGGCCAUCCCACGAAUUACCGACGACUUCGACUCGAUCCAGGAUAUUGGCUGGUAUGGGAGUUCUUACAUGUUGACCUGCGCCUGCUUUAAUCCCAUCUCCGGCCGGGUCUAUCAGAUCUACUCGACGAAAUGGGUCUUCGUGGUCUCGAUUGUGAUCUUCGAGGUUGGAUCAGUCCUUUGCGGUGCCGCUCCUAACUCUACCGCCUUCAUCGUCGGACGCGCCAUUGCCGGGUUAGCAGCAGCCUUCAUCUUCUCGGGCGCUAUGGUCCUUACACUUCCACUCAUUCCUCCACGCAAGCGGCCUGUUAUCAACUCGUUGUUCGGCCUGUCCUUUGGGGCAGCGUCAGUGGCGGGCCCCGUCCUGGGUGGCGCUCUCACUGAUAACGUUUCAUGGAGAUGGUGCUUCUACAUCAACCUACCGAUUGGCGGAUUCACGUUGCUCGCGGUUCUCGUCUUCCUGCAUCCCGAAGCGACUUCGAAGAGCGAGAAGCUCUCUGUGAUGUCGCAACUCAAACGGCUGGACCCGGUCGGAGUCCUUUUCUUCAUUCCAUCCAUUGUAUGCCUCAUCCUCGCCUUGCAAUGGGGCGGUUCCAUCUACUCUUGGUCGGAACCAAAGGUUGUCGGCCUUCUUGUGACCUUCUCGAUCCUGUUCGUCGCCUUCAUCGUUGUCGAAGUCGUCAUGCCAGACACGGCGAUGGCGCCCACUCGCGUCGUCCUUAACCGGUCCAUUGCUGGCAGUUUGACCUUCAUGUUCCUUCUCUCCGGAGGCCUGAUGUCCGUCACCUAUUACCUGGCGGUUUGGUUCCAGGCAGCCAAAGGAGAUUCGGCAAUCCAAGCGGGCAUCAGCACCAUCCCGCUGUGCCUUUCGUUUGUUGUAUUCGGCGUCCUCUCGGCCAUCAUUACACAAAAGAUCGGCUACUAUGUUCCCGCGAUGGUGGUAGCACCUGUUCUUUCAUCGGUUGGCGCGGGUAUGCUUUCGACCCUGAGCCCAAUCUCCGGGCACAAUGCCUGGAUCGGCUAUGAGAUCCUCUACGGCUUUGGUGUUGGUUCAGGCUUUCAGAACUCGGUCCUGCCAGUCCAGUACGUCUUGUCCCGCGCGGACGUCCCGAUCGGUCUGGCCUUGACAUUCUUCAUGCAGCAGCUUGGUGGCUCCGUCUUCCUCGCCGUUAGUCAGAACGUUUUCUCGACCAACCUUGUUGCCACUCUGUCGGGGACCACCGGUCUCGAUGCUCACGCCAUUGUCAACACGGGUGCGACGGAUCUUCGGAGAGUCGUCCCGCCGGAACAACUUGGCACGGUCGUACAAGCAUACAGCCACGCGUUGACACGGGUGUUUCUUCUCACGGCCAUUCUUUGCGCCUGUAUGUCACUAGGUAUUUUACCAAUGGAGUGGAAGAGGAUUCCGGGCAAGAAUGAGACUAAGGGAAAACUACAGUCCACGGAUACCGAGAUGGGGCAUAGUAAGGGUGAGGUGAAGAUUGAAGAAUAA